Vicugna pacos (alpaca) is the source of this 606-nucleotide messenger RNA. Lineage: Eukaryota; Metazoa; Chordata; Mammalia; Artiodactyla; Camelidae. The record is from RefSeq and is a predicted model, not a curated record.
CUUGGCCACCGAUGGUCGGGCGGCAGUCCUUGGGGCCGCCUCGGUGGGAGCCAGCCAGGGUGGGAGCCAGCCGGGCGCGAGUGUGCCGGCGGGGCCAGGGGGUGCGGCGCUUGGUCGGAGCGCCGGGCUGGGGGCGUUGGGGGUGCGUCCCCGGGCCUGGGAUCUCGGCACCCCCCCCCCCGUCCAGUCCCCUGCUCAUGGCGCUGGCUCUUCCGCAGGAUGCAGGGCGCCGGGAAAGCGCUGCACGAGCUGCUGCUGUCGGCGCAGCGCCAGGGCUGCCUCACCGCCGGCGUCUACGAGUCAGCCAAAGUCCUGAACGUGGACCCCGACAACGUGACCUUCUGCGUGCUGGCCGCCGACGAGGAGGACGAGGGCGACAUCGCGCUGCAGAUCCACUUCACUCUGAUCCAGGCGUUUUGCUGCGAGAACGACAUCGACAUCGUGCGCGUGGGCGACGUGCAGCGGCUGGCUGCGAUCGUGGGCGCCGGCGACGAGGCGGGCGCGCCGGGGGACCUGCACUGCAUCCUCAUCUCGGUGAGUGUCGCCUCCGUCCCGAUGUCGUCCCCGCCCCGCCAGCAGCCAGCGGCUAGCGGCCAGGCAGGCUGA